AUGGCUUCCAAGCUCUGCGACUCUUGCAAAUCCGCCACCGCAACCUUGUACUGCCGCCCUGACGCCGCCUUCCUCUGCGGCGCCUGCGACUCCAAGGUUCACGCUGCCAACAAGCUCGCCUCCCGCCACCCGCGCGUCGCGCUCUGCGAGGUCUGCGAACAGGCGCCUGCGCAUGUCACCUGCAAGGCCGACGCCGCCGCGCUCUGCCUCGCCUGCGACCGCGACAUCCACUCCGCUAACCCCCUCGCCAGCCGCCACGAGCGCCUUCCUGUCACGCCCUUCUACGAGUCUGUACACUCCGUCAAGGCAUCCUCGCCGAUCAACUUCCUCGACGACCACCGCUUCUUCUCCGACGCUGACGCUGACGUCAGCACCGAGGAGGCCGAGGCUGCCUCCUGGUUGUUACCUACUCCGAAAACAGAUCUAAAUUCCUCUCAGUACUUGUUCUCGGAAUCCGAACCCGUUCCGUACAUAGAUCUGGACUAUUCCGCCGCGGAUCCGAAAGCGGAGCAGAAGAACUCCGCCAACGCCGACGGCGUAGUUCCGGUGCAGAGCAACUACGAGCCGUUCGCCUACGGUUACAAAUACAACUCCACUCUCUCACAGUCACAGUCUCAGAUGAGCCAAAGUGUAUCGUCGUCGUCGAUGGAGGUUGGAGUUGUGCCGGACGGAAACACGAUGUCGGAGAUAUCGAACUGCAGCUACAGCAAGGUGGCGGCGGUGACAGUAACGGCGCAGUUUUCGGCGGCAGAUAGGGAGGCGAGAGUGUUGAGGUACAGGGAGAAAAGGAAGAACCGAAAGUUCGAGAAGACUAUUCGCUACGCAUCGAGAAAAGCAUACGCGGAAACGAGACCAAGGAUCAAAGGCAGGUUCGCCAAACGUGCUGACGCAGAUCCUCUGUCUGGAUACGGCGUUGUUCCGUCGUGUUAA
Sphenostylis stenocarpa is the source of this 930-nucleotide messenger RNA. NCBI's taxonomy places the organism in Eukaryota, Viridiplantae, Streptophyta, Magnoliopsida, Fabales, Fabaceae. The record is from the annotation of a GenBank genome assembly.